This is a messenger RNA of Thelazia callipaeda (thelaziosis nematode), 525 nucleotides long. The record is from the annotation of a GenBank genome assembly. NCBI's taxonomy places the organism in Eukaryota, Metazoa, Nematoda, Chromadorea, Rhabditida, Thelaziidae.
GUAAUUAAGUUAGUAGUACUUUUUCGAAAUUUCAAAUAUUCCAAAUUUUUAAUUAUAAAUAAAAUUUUUUGCUUUUACUUUCAAGCAGUUUUACUUAGGCUUUCUCCACCUUACUAUAUAACAAUAGCGUUCUACACAUUUAUAUUCAAGAUUUUACUUGUUAAUAUGCCAGUUUUGCUGUUAUCAGCAAAUGAUUAUUGCGAGAAAAACUGGUGGACCAAUUUUUUAUAUGUCAAUAAUUUUGUUCAUUACGAUAAGCAGUGUUAUACACCAUCAUGGUAUCUAGCAGUUGAUUUUCAACUUUAUUUAUUCUCACCAAUUUUGCUCGUACCGUUAGCACUGAAACCGACUGUUGGAUUUUGUAUAGCAGGACUUCUUCUACUUUUUUCUACAAUAUUUAAUUUUGCAACUGUAUAUACAGAAUAUUUUCCACCUAGCGAUUUCAGUGGUGCCAUGGAUCCAAGAAUGGCGCAAUACUUUCUAAUAUUAGUAAUUUUCAUCUUAUUCAAAAAUCCACAUCAAAUC